AUGCGCUAUAGUGGGGAAGCGCUCGGCCACUCAAAAGCUUCCGCGACAAGCACACAAGUAUGUUUGGAUGCUUUACGGCGAGCAGAGGCACCACGAGCAGCCAUGUCGUCGCUAAAUGGUGGAACCGGUGCAGGUGGACGCUUCACCACAGUCGAGGAGCUCAGUACCGUCCUCCGUUCACAGGAAGCUAUGUGCGGUGCGAAGUUGCACGAGUUCCUGGAAGAGCAGUGCACUCGGAAACGAAAUGAUCUUGAACAUAAUUUGGCCAAACUGAAGGUCUUAGACCUUGGGAGGGCUGCCAGCGACCUCGUGAGUGCCUUAGGCGUGAGCGAGGAACGAGGUAUGCCACUAGUAGCUCUACUGCUUUGCGUGGACGAGCAUGAAUCACAUCUUGAACGGAGUUGCGCACUUUGCCAGGAACUUGCCUCUUUCUCUGAACUUACGGCUCUCUUCAGUGAACGGCUCCUGUUGUGGUUAGUUGGUGUGCGAAGUGCCAAGCAAUGCAGUCAACUUCACGAACUGCUCGCUGCGCACGCUCUUCCAGUCAUGCUAUGUUUUGCAAGCAGGGAUCAAAAAGUCGCUCUAGUGGAAACGGUUGCAUAUACUGAUGGAUUACCUGCAAGAUUCUCCGAGAGCCUGUAUGAGUUUUGUGAUCUAUACGUUCCUUUGCUGCGGCAGGCCCAGUCGGGACGUUCUGCUCCAGACCUUUUCAGUUUUAUGGAUCAUGAAGGCUUUUGGAUACGUCAGUGUCCUACUCCAGAUCUCUUGACAGAAAGCAUCCUGGCUGAAGAGCAGCGGAUUGCUCGGAUGGACCAGAGCAGCCUAUGA
Messenger RNA from Cyanidioschyzon merolae strain 10D, 828 nucleotides. RefSeq lists its product as hypothetical. NCBI's taxonomy places the organism in Eukaryota, Rhodophyta, Bangiophyceae, Cyanidiales, Cyanidiaceae. Bases 1 to 828 code for a protein of 275 amino acids. The transcript has a single exon. The record is from RefSeq and is a predicted model, not a curated record.